This is a messenger RNA of Octodon degus (degu), 632 nucleotides long. It is a transcript of the gene CUNH4orf36, whose product is annotated as chromosome unknown C4orf36 homolog. The record is from RefSeq and is a predicted model, not a curated record. The transcript has 5 exons. NCBI's taxonomy places the organism in Eukaryota, Metazoa, Chordata, Mammalia, Rodentia, Octodontidae. The coding region runs from base 132 to 482 and encodes 116 amino acids.
CGCAGCGCGGCCGGUGCGCGCCCCGGGCUCCUGGCGAGCUCUCGGCCUGGCUCGAGACAGACCCGCUAAUACUGCCCAGACCCGGGUGAUGCCGCCUCGGGCCUGUGCGAGGACAUCUGUGGGGGCUCGGCAUGGCUUAUGGGCUGCCCAGGAAAAACACCGUGCAGAGCGUCCUGCGGGGCAGCUGCUUCAGCAUACAGGAACCUUGGGAUCUUGCGCUACUUACGAAGACCUGGUACUCGAAUAUAGUCAACUCCAGGUUGCCCUUCUUGGGAGAAAUUGCCUAUGGGAGUCCCUUUCAGCUCUCAAAAUGUGAAACAAAGGAAGGGCUACUGCCUUCAGAGGAAUCCAUCAAACUCGAAAGAGAGUAUGAAAUGAAGCGCUUGACUAAACUGAAAUGUCAAGAAAAUGCAUCUGAGGAAAUUCAAAUGUCCCUACGAGAAAGGAAAGGUGGUUUCAGAAGACCUCUGCAACCUAAGUGACAGGCAUGUCACGCUGGAUCUUUGUUCCAAUUCCUGUGUCUGGCAGGGGUGCAGGUGCCCGCCUCUCAUACUGUUCCAUCCCAUGUGGAUGAAGCAUCAGCAUGACAACCUGUUCCACGGUGGCUGCCCUGGGAAUGAUGCCCCUCUGCC